This is a messenger RNA of Eublepharis macularius, 1423 nucleotides long. RefSeq lists its product as uncharacterized. The record is from RefSeq and is a predicted model, not a curated record. Lineage: Eukaryota; Metazoa; Chordata; Lepidosauria; Squamata; Eublepharidae. Bases 24 to 1334 code for a protein of 436 amino acids. The transcript is spliced from 4 exons.
CGCUGUAGCCGCCGGGGACGAGGAUGGGGCGGCGCCGCCGCCGCCUCCUCCUGCUGCUCUGGGCCCUGCUCGGCUUCCUCCAUCCGGGAGCCCCGGCCCGGAGUGUGCAGCAUACUUAUGAAAAUGUUAAACUAAUGCAGAUAUCUGUGCACCCAACUGCUACAGUGCAGAUUUCAUCGAAUGAAGAAGAAAGCCCCAAGGAUCAGAAAUCAGCAGACGCUAAGGAAGAAGAGAAAACUUUGGAUGAUCUUGUGGGUGUUUUGCAAGACAUGGUAAAAGAUAUUCCAACACUGGAACCACAAGUCCCCCAACCGACCGAGCCACCAGUGGUCAUCACACCCGUCAUAGAGCCUUCCCAAUCAGAAGCAGUUGAAACUGUUUGGGUAAGUUUGAAGCCAACACCUAGGGAAGAACAAGCGGAGACAUCAGAAACAGUUAUCUCGGCCGACCAAAUUUCCCCUGCCAGCACAACAGCAUUGUGGGAAGUACAAGAUAGCACAAGUGAAUCUGUUUCUCUGCACACCACUGAGGCUACUGAGACUACUACAGGAAAACCACUGGUCAGUCUUUCACUCUUUAUAGAAAAGGCUACUACCAAAAAAACAGUUAAGGACUUUGAUCAGCUAACAAAUGGAGCCUUGUCAAACCUGGAGCAGUCGCUAGAAAACGUUCAGAAAUUAAAUGGGAUACUUGAUACGUUCACGGAAAAACCAGCGGGUCAGCAAAGUGAAGGUGGGAAAGAACAUAAGAGGAAGCCUACAGCCGAAGACAUCUUGGACUUGAUUGAAGAACUAAUCGAAACCUUGAAAAGUACACCUUCCUAUGUGAAAGAAGACCGAAAUCUCUAUAAAUACAUUCAAACAGCAGAGAUCUACAUUAAACAGGCUCUGGAGCUAACAGUAGAAGCAGAGAAGAAACUUCAGGAGGAGAAUCAUUUCUUGCCUUCAACACCUCCACCUGCCCAAGAGGAGAAAACGGCCCCUAUGCCACUUCCAGAACCUUUGCCUGUUCCAACCGUGAUUGUCCAAUCAAUAUCACCUCCGCUUGAGCCUUUAACAAAAAAGGUAGAAGAUGUACAAGUGAAAAUGGGCAAGUUAAAAGCCUUUAUUAACUUGCUGUAUGGUUUUAGUCCCCAGCUAACGACAUACACGCAUAAUACUGCCCAUAAAAAAGUGGCUGAGGAUAUUGUUGAGAGAGCCCUCGCAGUCCUUGAUGCUAUCAGGAGCGUUUUCUGUGGAAGCAAAGAAGCACAGAGCAAAGGGGCCCUAAAGCAGCUAUUGAAGGAAGACAUGGAGCUUGUGAACCAAGCCAUGAAGGCCAAAAGAGUCUCUUAAGACGGCCCGUUUGUUUCCUGGCAGUGUCGCUAUUUUUCAGCAAAUUUACAUUUGAUCAAAUACCCCCUUUGUAAUAGCCAUGUAGGUGU